Chiroxiphia lanceolata (lance-tailed manakin) is the source of this 3501-nucleotide messenger RNA. It is a transcript of the gene CEP112, whose product is annotated as centrosomal protein 112. Lineage: Eukaryota; Metazoa; Chordata; Aves; Passeriformes; Pipridae. Bases 228 to 3089 code for a protein of 953 amino acids. The transcript has 27 exons. The record is from RefSeq and is a predicted model, not a curated record.
GCCGGUUUGAACGUUCGGCCGCCGGCUCAGCCCGGCCGCGCCUGCCCCGAGCGGGGCCGGGACCCGCCGGCUCAGCCCGGCUGUGCCUCCCCCGUUCGGGGGUCCCGGCCCGGCUCUGCCCUCCCGAGUUUCCAAGCAUGUCUUUGCGGGGCCCCGAGGUGAAGACAGGCUGAUGUGAAGUGAAUUUUUGACCUUUUCUCCUCCAAUGUGGUGAAUGUUCUUCCAAAAUGAGCAGCGAAGACGAAAUCUCUGAGAAACUGGAUACAGAAUUGAAUCGCUACAUUGUGGCUAUGAAGCCUUAUGUUCUAAAGCUGCAGGACAGUUCUGAACGAAGAAUAUGUGCACUGUGGAUUAAAAAACUCUGCAGACCCUCAGGAGCAGGGGUAGGAUUAGAGGGAAGGAAGAAUCGGAACUUGUAUGCAAAACUUUUGCUCCACAUGCUGAAACAAGGAGUCCUGGAGGGACCUUUUGCACAAAAACCAGAACAAGGAUUGCUGAAAAAUUUGCCUUCCUACAUGACAACUUAUGUUGAAGAACUAAGUACAGCAGGAGCUGUGAGCAAUAGCUCAGGCUGUUUGCCUGAGUGGGUACUGGGAGAACUAGAAAACAGUGAAGUUAAAGAGGAAUCCUCUGUAUCAACAGCACAGGGGGAAACAUCCAGUGAGAAGCCAUCAGAUAUAUCCAAUUCCGGGGUUUAUCUUCACAGGACAGGGGAAAAUGACCUGGGCAUGUCACCAUCUGAUGGUCAUCACAACAAAACUGUUUCUUUGGAUGACAAUAACCUCGAAGCUCGUCUCAACAGUUGGAAUCUUGGGGUGGAAAACCCAAGAUAUUUGCGACAAAAACCGAUACCAAGGUCUUUGGUGACACCUAAAAUUGCCCCAGGAAAAAGGCCUUCUCUCGACCACCAGGCACUGCUUCGAGCAAAGGAGAAAGAGCUGGAAAUGAAAGUGAAAAUAGCAGAAGGUAAAUUUCAUGAAGAAAAAGUGAAAUUACAGCAGAAGCACGAUGCUGACGUUCAAAAGAUUUUGGAUAGAAAGAACGACGAAAUAGAGGUGUUGAAGUCCACCUACAAAAAGAAACAAAAAGAAUCUGAGGAGGUGAUCAGAAGACUGGAGAAAAAAGUUCAGACCCUUGUUCGUGAGUCACAAGUUGUCAGAGAAGCCAAAGAGCAGCAGAUUGUGGAGUUGAAGAAGAUGUGUGAGCAAAGCAAUGAUUCCCUGAACAAUGAGUGGGAGAAAAGGCUUCAUGAUGCUGUGGCUGAGAUGGAGAAGGAGAAGUUCAACAUCCGGAAGAAGCACACGGAGGACAUGCAGGAGCUGCUGGAGGAAACCAACGCCCGGCUCCACAAAAUGGAGGAGGAGUAUUUGCAACAGACCCAGUCAACUAACGAGACUGUCCAAAAACUGGGGGCUCGUGUCCAGCAGUUGACUGUUGAGGCUGAAAAUAGUCAUUUGCUGCAGCAAAAAUUAUCUCAGGAGAAAAAUGAAGCAGAGCAGCGUUACCAGGACUUGUGCUCUGAACUUCAGGAACUCAAAGCAAGGUACAACUUGCUACAGAAAGACAAGGACCACAUUAUGCAGGAGUACAAGGAGAACAUCCAGCGACUACAAAGUAAAUUUGAUGUUGAUAGAGAUUUUAUAAAGAAGGAACAAGCUCUCUCUGCAGCUAAGACAUCUGAUGUGAUUGAGGAAUUACAGAGGAGUGUGACUCAGUUAAAGCAACAAUUGCAGGAAUCAGAACACCAAAGGCAACAACAGCUGAAGGAUCAAGAAUACAAGGUUCAGCAGGACAAACUUCACUGGGAGCGUGUGUAUGAGAAACAGAUUAAUGUCAUUCAGAACGAUCUGGAUAAAGAAAGAGGGGAUGCUCAGAAGAAAAUCCGCAAACUGGAAGAGACUUUGAAGGAGAAGGAGGAGCAGCUGAGGCGGGUGACGGAGGUACAGAGGCUGCAGGCCCAGCAGGCAGGCGCUGCCCUGGAGGAGUUUAAGCGGCAGGUGGAGCUGAACUCAGAGAAAGACUCUGCAGAAAUGAAACAGCGGAUGGCAGAGGUUGAAGCUGAUCUAAGCAGAUCAAAAUUGCUCCGGGAAAAACAAUCCCAAGAAUUCUCCUGGCAGUUGGAGGAGGUCAAGAAAAGCUAUGAACAACAGAUAGUGGAGCUGAAGCUGGAGCAUGAACAGGAGAAGACGCACCUAUUCCAGCAGCACAACGCAGUGCAGGACUGCCUGGUCCGAGACCAUCAACGGGAGAUCGAGAAACUGGAGAAGCAGCUUCGCGCUGCCAUGGCAGAGCACGAGAGCCAAAGUCAAGAAAGCAGGAAGCGAGACGGGCAGGUUAUCUGUAACCUGGAGAACCAAAUCCUCAGGCUGAGGGAAGAGCUCAUUCAGGCAAACUCUCUGAGGAACCAGCAGCUGCUGGACCUGAGCCGUCAGAGGGACGAGGAGAAGCUGAAGGCAGCUCGAGAAAAGGAGGCCACAGUGAACAAGAUGAAGAUGGAGACGGAAAAAAUGAUCUUAGACCUGAAGAAGAGACACGCGGCUGAGACAGAGAAGGUCUUGGACAAGGCCAGCAGCAGACUGAAGCAGACUGAGAAGGAGUACAGUCAGAGACUGGCUAAAUCCUCGCAGGUCAUAGCUGAACUUAAGACAACCAUUUCCUCCCUGACAGAGGAGAACAGCCGGCAGCAGCUUGUGGCGGAGCAGCGGCUCCAGGAAGUUGUACAGAAGUUGGAAGAUGAGAAGCAGCAGCUGAUGACAGAUAAUGACAGAGCAAUCAAGGCCUUGCAGGAGGAGCUGGAGAGUUACCGCAGUCAGGUGUACGCGGCCGAGAGGAACCUGCAGCGCCACGAGCUGAAGGCCCAGGAGCAGUUGAUCAAUGUACGAGAAGAAUAUGAAAAAAUCCUUAAAGGGCUGAUGCCAGCAGCCUCAAAAAAGGAACUUGAAGACACCAUUUUAUCUUUAAAAUCUCAGACAUUUACACCCUCCAAUAUAAAUUAUGGCAAGUGCUGCAGCCAUAAAAAGCCUGGCUGUGCCUUUAGAGUGAGUGAUUCACGUGGAGAGGUGUCUGCUGAAACGGUGGAAUCUCUUUGAUUGCCAAAUGGACUGCUUUGAAUAGGUUUGAGGAUUUGGCUCUUGUAAAUUGAAAUGCAAAGAUUACUGGCUCUUUUGUUAGCACAGAAAUUUUCAUGAAGUUCAUGAAAACAUACUCAUUGCUCGUGCCAGCAUGGUUUUUGUUGUAUCUUCCUUCCAUUAUUUUUCGAUCAUUAUUUUAUUACAGACUUAUGCUUUUGAUAUAAUUUGACUCCAUGCUGAGCUCACUUACUGAGCAAGUAGACUUUGCUCUACUAAUAUUUUUGUUAUUACUUCCCAAUACCAUUCUUUUCACUCCGAAACAUGAAGAAAAUCCCAUUUUCUAUUAUUACCGUCCAAGAUAUUUUAACAUAUUUUGACAUUGUUCUGUGUCCAUGUGUUUACAUAAGAUUAAAAUAUUAUUAUUUUGUUA